Molecule: messenger RNA, 1980 nt
Organism: Fopius arisanus
Lineage: Eukaryota; Metazoa; Arthropoda; Insecta; Hymenoptera; Braconidae
Product: venom metalloproteinase 2
Exons: 12
Coding region: 68-1786 (572 amino acids)
Biological process (GO): proteolysis
Molecular function (GO): metalloendopeptidase activity
Source: RefSeq, a predicted model, not a curated record
ACAAUAUUCUUGCAGUUAACGGAAUCGUUUUCUUGGCAAAUCGUGAGUGAAAUUGUUUAUUUUCAUCAUGAUUUUGUUGCAAUUCGGGCUUUUGUUGAGUGUUGUUUAUUUGUUACCGAACGUCAACGGUUACGUUCACUACGCAACCGAACCGGAUAGUGAUAACGAAGCUCCAGAUAAGGGAGAGCCCGUUCAAAUAUUCCAUUCCCACGGUCAUCGAGGUGGUCAUUCAGGUUCUAGUUCAAGUUCAAGUUCAAGUUCAAGUUCAAGUUCAAGUUCAACUUCAAGUUCCAGUUCCAGUUCCAGUUCCAGUUCCGAAUCUGACUCAAGCUCCAACUCCGACUGGAGUUCUGGAUCCUCUUCGCUUGACUCUGAUUCGUCUUCUGAAGAAGACGACUUGGACAUACUGAAUGUGAGGUUCACAGCUUUUGGUGAACCGGUUGAAGUGAGUUUGAACCGCGUCAAUAGUGAAUUGGCAGGUUCAAGGGCACCUGUUUGGCUUGCUGUAGGUUCGGACGACGGAAAUGUAACAUUCAUAAGAGCGAACCCAAACGCUCUGGGAAAAGCACUGAAUCUGUACCAAGACCGUGGAACAGAAUCAUCGAUUCUUUUGAUAAGCGACGAUGGCGGAGAUGCAUACUUCAUGGGGGUCGUAGCAGGCUACAACAUCCAGCAUCAGCGAUCUCACAGAAGAAGAAGAUCGAUUGCACGACGAUCACCAAUUGCCGGAUACGCGGUUUCAGAUCAUCACAUCGUAUCCAGAAGAAGAAGAUCACCACAGCAUCAGGUCCAUUCCACUAUUGAAUCCCGUCGAAAGCGUGAAUCACCGAGCAGCACGAUAUACCCUGAGCUAUUGGUAGCAACCGAUUUCGACCUUGGAUUCAAAUCGACAUCGAGUGAAGAGUUCUACGAUCAUCUGAUCUACAUAUUGGCAUUCUUCAAUGGCGUUGAUCUUCUCUUCCAAGACGUGUCCGAUCCAGAUGUUCGUCUUCACAUCGCUGGUAUCGUUGUCAAUGCUAAUCGCGCUGCAGUACCGUACAUUCAUGACAAUGUAAGAUCCGAUGGUUCUAUCAAUGGCAGAAAGGCCGCCGAAGACGCAGGGCCUUUCUACUCUGCGCACUUGAACUCAUCUGAAUUCCCCGCUGGAUCCUAUGACAUUGUCAUAACUUUAACCAACACUUAUAUUUGUGAUCAAUACGAGGCCGACAUCUGCACUCCAUUGAUAACUGGUGUAUCGACCAUCCAUCCCGUUUGCGAAAACAAUUAUCCCGUCGUUAACAUGUCAGCUAUAAUUGAAGAUGAUUUGUCGUUCAGUGGGACGCGAAUUGCUGGUCAUGAAUUGGGUCACAUUUUGGGAGCCGGACACGACGGAGAUGAGGAAGAAGGUGGCGGUGACUGCAGCUUCGACGACGGAUACAUCAUGUCAAGAUAUAAUGAGAACAGUACAGUGAGUCUGAAGUGGUCAAAGUGCAGUAAGAAAAGCUUGAGUGAGGAGCUGAGCACAGCAACUGCUGAUUGUCUUCGCGAUCCCCCAGAGUGGCAGAAAGAUGAACAGAUUCUUCCCCCGAUAUUGCCUGGAAGUUUGAAAGGGACGAAUGCGCAAUGCCGAUCUCUUGGAUAUGUUAGGUCUUGUCUGGGACCUAACAUUUGUAAUUCUCUGGAAUGCACCGCUGAUCCGUUCAUCAUCAGCACGAAUUGUAAAAAAGUUGGGGUACCAGCCGCGCAAGGCGCUUAUUGCGGUUUUAAUCAACACUGCAUCAACGGAGACUGUGUGGAAAGGGAAUAAUUCGGAUGCAGAGGAGAAAUAUAUUUUAUUAACUGCGGACGAUGGAAUUUUAUCCUGUUAAUUAUCUAUUCCAAUUUCAUUUUUAAUGUAUGAUGAAAUGAAGAUGGCUGAAGUAAUGGCUGAAGUGGUUGUCAAUUUAUACUGAUAAUAUGGGAUUAUGAAGAUAAAAAUAAAGAAAAUGCUGAUUACCUUGA